Messenger RNA from Polyodon spathula (Mississippi paddlefish), 933 nucleotides. RefSeq names its product sulfotransferase 2B1-like. Lineage: Eukaryota; Metazoa; Chordata; Actinopteri; Acipenseriformes; Polyodontidae. Gene Ontology annotation, cellular component: cytoplasm. Gene Ontology annotation, molecular function: sulfotransferase activity. Gene Ontology annotation, biological process: sulfation. The transcript is spliced from 6 exons. Bases 1 to 861 code for a protein of 286 amino acids. The record is from RefSeq and is a predicted model, not a curated record.
AUGGCCAGACUGGAUGUCACAGAGAGCUUCCACCAGACCCACUACCCAGGACACCUGCAUACCCAGGAGUCUCUACACUUCGCCCAGGAGUUUCAAUUCCUGGACUCUGACACCCUCAUUGUCACCUACCCCAAGUCAGGCACCACUUGGAUGCAGGAGAUCCUGACCCUGGUGUCCAGCAGAGGAGACCCAACUCCAGCAAAGACCAUACCGAAUUGGGCACGGGCCCCCUGGUUGGAGCAAUAUUACUGCCGGGACAUCCUGAGGGCCUCACAGGGCCCCCGGCUCAUCACUACACACCUGCCCUAUGAAGUCCUGGCCUCGGCUCUCCAUGGCUCCAAGGCAAAGGUGAUCUAUGUCGCCCGAAAUCCCAAAGAUGUUGCUGUAUCUUACUACCACUUCCAUAAAAUGGCUAACUUUCUUCCUGACCCCAACACAUUCGAAGAGUUCCUGGACAAUUUUAUAGAAGGAACAGUGUAUUAUGGGUCAUGGUUUGACCAUGUCAAGGGCUGGACCAAUCAUAGAAAUGACCUCAACUUCUUCUACAUCACAUAUGAGGAGAUAUUGCAUAACCUGAGAGCCUCUCUGGAGAAGCUGUGUGGUUUCCUACAGUGCCCCCUGCUGCCGGAGGAGUUGACGAACAUCCAGAGACAUUGCACUUUCAACAGCAUGAAAAAGAACAACAUGGUGAACUACACUCUCAUAUCCAGCAAAGUUAUGGACCACAGCAAGAGCCAGUUCAUGAGGAAGGGUAAAAUUGGAGACUGGAAGGAACAUUUCAGCAACAAACAGAACAAUCACUUUGACCAAAUUUUUGAGGAAGAGAUGCUUGGUUCCAAGCUGGAAUUUAUCUGGGAGUGAUACCUCUGGUCUACCGGAGCUGGAGUUUAUCUGGGAGUGAUUCCUCUUGUCUAACGCAAGUCCUUUUUUCUC